AGAGGAUUUUCCUUUUCCUAGACACGGUUCAAAGGGCUUCUGUUUUGUAAUCUGUUUUCGAGAUCUGAUGCGUGUGCUUCUACCACUCCGUCAUGUGAGGGCUGACGUGGUCACCCAACACGACGAUGAGAAAAUGUGCUUCGGCGGUGUGUGUGGGAUGGUGCAGCCGCUCGCCGGGGCAGUGUUCUUUGUCGGGAAAUUCUGUGCAGGGAACAGCCGGCCCGCGCAGUAGGGCCCACAUGGACAUGGGCCCCACGCUGGCCUAGUAUGGACCGUGAGUUUGAGUUCUGCAGGAUUCCAGAUGACAGUCAUGUCCCUUUCCAGGGACUUCAAGGACGACUUUCACAGUGACACAGUGCUCUCCAUCUUAAAUGAGCAGCGCAUCCGGGGCAUUUUAUGUGACGUCACCAUCAUCGUGGAAGAUACCAAAUUCAAAGCCCACAGCAAUGUCCUGGCUGCCUCAAGCCUUUAUUUCAAAAACAUCUUUUGGAGCCAUACCAUCUGCAUUUCCAGCCACGUCCUGGAGCUGGACGAUCUCAAAGCUGAAGUGUUUACAGAAAUCCUCAAUUAUAUCUACAGCUCCACGGUUGUCGUCAAGAGGCAGGAAACAGUCACUGAUCUCGCCGCUGCGGGGAAAAAGCUGGGGAUCUCAUUCUUGGAAGAUCUCACGGAUCGCAGCUUCUCCAAUUCGCCGGGUCCCUACGUCUUCUGCAUCACCGAAAAGGGAGUGGUUAAGGAAGAAAAAAAUGAAAAAAGGCACGAAGAACCCGCCAUCACUAACGGGCCCAGGAUCACAAAUGCCUUUUCCAUCAUCGAAACCGAAAAUAGCAAUAGCAUGUUUUCUCCACUGGACCUGAGGGCAAGUUUCAAAAAGGUCUCCGACUCCCUGAGGACGAGUAGCCUUUGCCUGGAGAGGCCCGACGUCUGCCACGAGGCCGAGCCUGUCCGCACCCUGGCCGAGCACUCCUACGCGGUUUCUUCCAUCGCCGAGGCUUACCGAAGUCAGCCCGCACACGACCGCGACAGCAGUUCGCCCGGUCAGACAGGGAAGGAGAAUGGCGAAGCUCUCGCAGCAAAACCGAAAACGUGCCGAAAACCAAAGACGUCCUCCAUGCCCCAGAGCUCUGAUCCCACCACGGAGAACGGGCCACCCCCUCCAGUGACCAACUCCAGCUCGGAGGUGAACCAGGAACAAGGCCCACAGCCAGCUGCAGUUCUUUCUCAUGCAAAAUCUUCCAACAAUGAAGGAGAUGUCCAUUUUCCCAGGGAGGCUGAAAACCUCCAACCUCCGGAAGUUCCCGGGCCACCGGCAGCCGAGGUCCCGGCCCUCGUUUACAAUUGUAGCUGUUGUUCCAAAUCCUUCGACAGCAGUGCCCUGCUCGGUGCACACAUGCAGCUUCACAAGCCCACGCAGGAGCCGUUAGUGUGCAAAUAUUGCAACAAACAGUUCACCACCCUCAACAGGUUGGAUCGGCACGAACAGAUCUGUAUGAGGUCGAGCCACUUGCCCGUUCCCGGAGGAAACCAACAUUUUUUAGAAAACUAUCCCACCAUUGGACAAAAUGGAGGUUCGUUCACAAGUCCUGCACCUCUAUUAUCUGAAAAUAGGAUUGGCGAAUUUUCCAGCACUGGAAGUACCUUGCCAGACACGGACCACAUGGUUAAAUUUGUUAACGGGCAGAUGCUGUACAGUUGCGUGGUGUGCAAACGGAGUUACGUGACUCUAUCCAGCCUCCGGAGACACGCAAAUGUUCACUCGUGGAGAAGAACAUACCCUUGCCAUUACUGCAACAAAGUGUUUGCCUUGGCCGAGUACAGGACAAGACACGAAAUUUGGCAUACGGGAGAAAGACGGUACCAGUGCAUUUUCUGUCUUGAAACUUUCAUGACCUACUAUAUCCUGAAAAAUCAUCAGAAGUCUUUCCAUGCCAUAGAUCACAGGCUCUCCAUCAGUAAAAAGACAGCGAAUGGAGGCUUGAAGCCUAGUGUGUACCCAUAUAAACUGUACAGGCUGCUGCCUAUGAAAUGCAAGAGAGCUCCUUAUAAGAGCUACCGAAAUUCUUCCUAUGAAAAUGCCCGAGAAAACAGUCAAAUGCACGAGUCUGCACCUGGUACCUACGUUGUUCAGAAUCCACACAGCUCUGAACUGCCUACGCUGAAUUUCCAGGACAGCGUGAAUACCACCUUGACCAGUAGUCCAGCCGUCCCACUGGACACAUCUGCAUGUCAGAACACACCUACUUCCGCCAACAUACACAGUACUGAGGGCUCCAAAUGGGGAGAGGAGACGUUGAAAAUUGACCUCGACAAUAACUUUUAUUCAACCGAGGUGUCAGUUUCUUCCACUGAAAAUGCAGUGAGUUCUGACGUCCAGGCAGGGGAGGUACCUGUUCUGUCUCUGAGUAACGGCAGUGAGAACUCAGCCUCUGUGAUCAGCUACAGUGGCUCAGCUCCCUCGGUCAUUGUGCACAGCAGUCAGUUUUCAUCCGUGAUAAUGCAUAGCAACGCCAUUGCUACCAUGAGCAGGAGUCAUCCCACAGCCCCUUCAGACCUAGCUGCCGGUCAGUCCCUGAAAGACGAUGGCAAACCUGAGCCAGACAAAGUGGGGAGGUUUACGACCAGACCCAAAGGCAUUAAAGAGAAAAAGAAGACUCUACCAUAUAACAAGGGAGAAAUACCGGAGGAGUCAAAAUGCGUCACUGAUCCUGGAGAGUCAUUGAGCAAAACCACAAGUACGGCUGAAGAAACCAGUAAAAUCGAAACCUACAUUGCGAAACCUGCAUUGCCUGGAACUUCCACAAAUAGCAACGUUGCCCCCCUUUGCCAAAUAACAGUGAAAAUCGGGAAUGAAGCCAUUGUGAAAAGGCACAUCCUCGGAUCUAAGUUGUUUUAUAAGAGAGGGAGAAGACCCAAGCAUCAAAUGCAGGAAGAGACAUUGCCACAGGAGAGUGACCCAGAAGCCAAUGCCGAGAGCCCACUCGAGCUUUGCCAGUCUGAGUGCGUGGAGAUGAGCGAAGUCUUCGAUGAGGCAAGUGACCAGGAUUCCACCGACAAACCAUGGCGCCCUUACUACAACUACAAACCCAAAAAGAAAUCCAGACAGCUGAGAAAAAUGAGGAAAGUCAACUGGAGGAAAGAGCACGGGAACAAGAGCCCAAGCAAUAAGUGUAAAUACCCCGCAGAACUAGACUGUGCCGUGGGGAAGGCUCCUCAGGAGAAGGCCUCUGAGGAGGAAGAAAAUAAAGAGAUGCCCAAGCUGCAGUGCGAACUCUGCGAUGGAGACAAGGCAUCAGGGGCUGAAAACCCAGGAAGGCCCCACCGGCAUGUCACGUCGAGGCCUUACAUUUGUGAGCUCUGCACCAAGCAGUUCCAGAGCCCUUCCACACUCAAAAUGCACAUGAGGUGUCAUACUGGAGAGAAGCCAUACCAGUGCAAGACCUGUGGGCGGUGCUUCUCGGUGCAAGGGAACUUACAGAAGCACGAACGCAUCCACCUGGGCGUGAAGGAGUUCAUCUGUCAGUAUUGCAACAAGGCGUUCACGUUGAACGAGACCCUCAAAAUCCACGAGAGAAUCCACACCGGCGAGAAGCGCUACCAUUGUCAGUUCUGCUUUCAGAGUUUUUUGUAUCUCUCCACCAAAAGGAAUCACGAGCAGAGGCAUGUCCGGGAGCAUAACGGGAAGGGCCACGCCUGCUUCCAGUGCCCCAAAAUUUGUAAGACUGCUGCUGCCCUCGGAAUGCACCAGAAGAAACACUUGUUCAAAAGUCCAGGUCAGCAGGUGAAGACGGGUGACCCGUGCCACGAAAACUCGAAUCCCUCGGAGACUCCGCCUUUCAUCGAUGGGGAAGACAAUGACCAAAAGGAUCACGUACAAACCAUUGUCGGAAAUGUCCUUUGAGUAGGAAUAGUUACAAACAUCUUCCAAAAUAUCGGUUGGUGUGGGUUUUUUUUUUUUUUUAAGUGUGUUUUUUCAUUUCGUUUUGUUUUGUUCUCAUACCCGUCAUGAAGCAGUGAAAUGUUUGCUUUUUUUCUUUUUUUAAUCUCAUGUGUAAAAAAUUCCAGAAAAAGGAUCCUAAUAUCUACUUUGGGUUUUAGCAUUAACUUUAUGCAAAAUGCACACACACACACACACACACACACACACACACACACAAAUAGCUGAACCCUUCAAUAUCCUAAAUAUCUCAUGAAAGUUCAUAAAAUUCUGAGCUGUGGUAUUUCUACCAGUGGAAAAAAGGAGUUUAAUUUUAGCCUAACUUAAAACUUUCUAGUAAAUGCUGAACUGUCUUUAGUCACUGGAGAAAAUAAGAGUCAAAUAUCAUGAAGAUGGCAUGUUCGAAAUGUGUUCAGUGGUAAACAAGUAUUCCCAUCCUUUAUUUCUGCGCUAUUGAGAUUUGUUUAAGUCAAUGGAUACAUAGGAGACAAUAUAAUCGAAAAUAUGUGUGUGAUGAGUAACCUGCAGUAGGACAUGCAUUUGUGCUCUAAGACUACUCUUCUGCAACACAAACCUUGUAAAUUACAUAUAUAUAAGUCACUAUAACUUUGUACUGUUUGUAUCCCCUAUAGAGAAUUAUGAUGAGCAGUAGAUCUGCAAAUAACGAGGACUAAUGUAAAAAGCCAGUAGAAAGCAUUUUGAGUAUGACUUAAGAGCAUGCGUAUGCUUUUAGAUGGAGUGCUGUUCUCUUAAAGUUACGGCUAAGCUGUCGUCAGAACUGGUGUACUCAAGUCACAGAAAACCUAGGUCAUGCCUUAUCUAGGGGAGAAAUGUACCUGUGAUUACCUGUCCUGUAUAUUACUUUCCAAUGGCUUCACCCCAGAGAAUGAAGAAGGGUCAGAUUCUUCUGAAACUCUCUGCAGUCUUCCAGCCAUCCCAAGGUCAUGGAUCUGGGGAGUUUAUCCCAGACAGACUUCCGGGAUCUGACAUCUCCCAUCCCACUGAUGGAAGGGCCAGGAGAUUUAUCACAAGGCGCACAUGUAGUACUGAAUCCCCGGGCAUUUGAGAGUGACAGAAAGCCUGAUCCCUACAAUUACUGGUCUUCUUGGAGACAAUGCAGCAGCCCACAAGUACCUUCUACUAUAAAAGAAAAGGGCUGCAAGACUCCCCGGGGACCCCACCCUUCCCAUGAAUGACUUGCAUGGGCAAGAGGAAGGGGCAGCCUUCCUUGUCUCAGUGGUAGCUCUGUUUGUAGGGGGGGGUGCAGCGGGAAGGUAGGAUAUGGAGUGAUGAGGUUCCACUCCUUACUUGGGUCCCUCAAAAAGAGACACACAGAGCCAGACACUUCGUCUUCCUAUUUGCGGACACCUAGCCCCUUGCUAGAGCCCACUUACGUUCUUAAAUGUUCUUUAACACUAACCUACACCUAAACAUGGUCCUCAAAAUCUAACUUCCCUAUAGAAUAGUCUAUCAUGUGGGCUAGGUUCCUGGAAAGCAGGAAGUCAGGAGUCUUUAAAAACUGCCAGACUAGGAAGGAGAGAGAAAACAGUCCUACCUACCUUUCGAUCACCGGUAUGAGCAGAAUUUGGAACCCACUUCAGGGGUGACCCGCAGCCACUUAGGUUCAUUGGAUUUGAUAAACUCAAGGUCAUCCAAAGCCGGAAAGUUAUCAUUAUGAAGAAGUGGCUCAAAGGACUACAGUUUGUCUCCACAAGUGUUUCAGUGUCUCUGUAAAGAAGACUUAGUAUGGAUCCGGGUGGGCAAGAAAGCGUUUACACACCCAGAAAAGGACAUGAUGGAAGUUGACCUUUUUAUACCGUAGAACUUGCCGUUAAGGAGCCCCAAUAUUGUAUGUGCGUUUAUCGUUUGUUCAUCCACAUUCACUUCCAUACAGUGUUACAUGGUAGCGGAAAACGAGAACAGUGAAUUCGCCUUUCCUUUCGACAUUGUGUAUAUGUCUAACUGCACUCUCCAUUUGGGUUUUGUUAAAGAGAUCAUCGCGAAGGGCUGAUGGAAAUUAUUUUUCACUCGACAAUUAGAAUCCUGACUAAGCAAUCCCGUGACCCACUCCUUUGUUUGAUCUCAGUUAGGGUCACGAAUCCAGGAGAACUACUGCCUCUGUUAGUUGUUUCGAUCUGAGGUAACUCCAAAUUUACAGUGAGUCCGUGUAGUAAUGUCCCCUGGCCUAUACGUGUGCAGAUUUUCUAAGUGGACUUGUACGCUGAUAAUUCUAGACCAAAGUAAAUAUGGCAGAAUAUUUAUACAUGAAAAAAUAAUUUUGCAAAUAUUUUCUACAAUUGUAUUAUUCGUUUAAAAUGUUGAUAGCUUGUGUUAGUUUCAGGGAGGGGGUGUAUAUUUUGAUAAAAAAAAAAUACUUGACUUUGUAAUUCUGUAUAUUCUAUACAAUUUAUAGCAAAGCCGUUUUAAGACAGCCUCGUCACUUUUUCUUUCUUUUCU
This is a messenger RNA of Tupaia belangeri chinensis (Chinese tree shrew), 6391 nucleotides long. It is a transcript of the gene ZBTB38, whose product is annotated as zinc finger and BTB domain containing 38. Gene Ontology annotation, biological process: regulation of transcription by RNA polymerase II. Bases 302 to 3898 code for a protein of 1198 amino acids. Gene Ontology annotation, molecular function: protein binding; DNA-binding transcription factor activity, RNA polymerase II-specific. The record is from RefSeq and is a predicted model, not a curated record. Gene Ontology annotation, cellular component: nucleus. Lineage: Eukaryota; Metazoa; Chordata; Mammalia; Scandentia; Tupaiidae. The transcript is spliced from 3 exons.